UUUGGGCUGUGGUGUCUCAGAUCUCAGAGCCAAGGCUGGAGGUCGUCUUGUACAAGGCUGGUCUGGAGCAGGACACCCAGUCCCACACACACAGUGAGGGAGAAACAAGGUCUCUGAAUUUUGAUGAGAUAAAGCCAUGAACUUCCUUAUUAUUCUGGGUCUCGCGGUGUCCUGUGCUGCCCAAGACUUGGAGACUAAAUACAACCGAUGCGAUGAACCCGGCACCGAGAUCUUCUACACCUCAUGCAGCUCCUGCGCUGCAUCUCCCAGUAUGCUUUGCCCACAGGGCUCGAGGAAGACGAGUAAAGGCAUGGGGUCCACGGGCUGCAGGUAUUCUGUGGACAUAGGGGGGAGGACAGUUGUCCUACCUGGCUGCAGGCACACUUGCGAGAGGAUGGUUACAGUGAAAAUGUGCUGUCCAUACUUUUGGGGUCCGCUCUGCCUUCCAUGUCCCAGUUGGUCUGGUAGGGCAUGUAACUGGCACGGCACUUGCAUGGACGGAUUCACUGGAAAUGGGACCUGCGUCUGUGAUGAAGGAGCAACUGGUUUUGCCUGCCAAGAAUGUAAAAAGAAAGAUACCUAUGGGUUAAAGUGUGCUUCAGAGUGUAACUGUUACCAUUACGGGGAAUGUAGCUCCGGUCCUCAUGGAGACGGCCAAUGCUACUGCCAGCCACCGUACACUGGACCGAAGUGUUCGGCAGUGAGCCAGUCUUGUAGAAAUUGCACUGCCUAUUCGUACUGUAAGGGAGAUGAGAAGAGCGCAGAGUGCGAGUGCCUCCCUGGGUUCAGAAAGACCGGGACAACCUGCACAGGGGAUAUGUGUUCCACGAACGUCUGCGACCGCAAUGCCGAGUGCACGAAUCAGGAAGGGAAGAAUUACCGGUGCAAGUGUAAAGACGGUUACCAAGGAAACGGGAUGCUUUGUACCCCAGUGAAUCCAUGUGACACAGAUAAUGGAGGCUGCCCUGCCAACUCUACCAGCUGUGUUUAUGUCAGCCCUGGGAAGUCUCGCUGCGAAUGCAAGAGUGGAAUGGAAGGCUCCUCUCCAUCGCUCGGAUGCAGACUGAAGAACGUGUGUGUGGAAAACUCCUGCCAUAGGACUGCAGAGUGCCAGACCGGUCCGGACGGUGACCCCAUAUGCACUUGUUCCAAGCAGCAAAUUGGCGACGGCAAACGUUGCUAUGGCAACAUCAUGGAGAGGAUACUGGAGUUGAACAGAGAAGAUUCCCUGAAAGGAAGACUCUCUGGUUCCAUCACCUCAUUUGAGAAGGGAUGCCAGCUUAUCUUGUCAAAACAGGGGCCUCUUACCGUGUUCGUUCCCCUCCUCAGCCAUUCAGCCGCACAAACAGUCCCAGACAGCAUCUUCUGUAAAAAUCAUGUAAUUCUUGGCCAGCGUCUUAUAAGUGAAUUGGAAAGAGAAGACCAUUGGCUGCUUUCUGGAAAUACAGCUAGCUUUCAGAACUCCAAGCGAUUCACCAUCACACAGUCCCCAUUCCAAAAUUUUGGAGUUAUUCUGAGCAAUAUUCCUGCUGCCAAUGGGAUUAUUCAUGUCAUAGAAACAUCCCUCAUCACGACAUACUCAGCCGGUUCUGAAGACGAUAGGAUUGCCAAAAUGAGCAUCGGAGAUUUUCUUGCAUCAAAUCCAGAUUACAACCGCUUUCAGUCGUUGUUAGAUAAUUGUGGUGCAGCUCUGCCCCUGAAGAGCCCGGGGCCUUUGACGGUAUUUGUGCCCAGCAAUGACGCAGUGGAUCGUGCCAGGGAUGGCAGCAUCAUGUACAUGUUGACCAAGGCCAAGUACAAGCUUCAGACCCUUUUGAAACACCACAUCUUCUCCUUGGCAGCAGUUACAGUUGACCAGCUGGCUGGCAUGUCUGAAUUUCAGAGUAUGGCCCAUGAGACCAUCACAGUCAACGUCAGCAGUGAUGGGAGGCUCUCUCUGUCAGACAAGGGGAUCAAUUUAGAGUCGCGAGACAUAAUUGCAUCGAAUGGAAUCAUCCACGUCAUCGAUGGCGUCCUUGUCCCUCCAUCCAUUGUUCCCAUCCUGCCGCACAGAUGUGAUGUCACUGACAGCAAAAUUGUUUUGGGAACCUGUGUGAAAUGCAAUCACCUGCGUGACUCCCACUGCCCACCUGGAACUAUGGAACUGAUGAGUCACAUGAGGGACUGUGAGUACUCGGCUUCACCUCUCAGCUCUCUCCUCAGCAGUAAAGGCUGUGCCAAAUAUUGCAACACAACCACAGUGAGACCGGAGUGCUGCAAGGGAUUCUAUGGACCAGACUGUAAACCCUGCAUUGGCGGAUUUGAUCAUCCUUGCUAUAACAAAGGGACUUGUAACGAUGGCAUUAAGGGGGACGGGUCCUGCAGUUGUGCCCCAAGAUUCACGGGCAUUGCCUGCCACAUCUGCUCUGACCCCAAAAAGCACGGCGAUAACUGCGAUGAGGACUGCCGAUGUGUGCACGGCGAGUGUGACAACCGGCCGGGCAGCAAUGGAGUGUGCAGACAGGGGUCCUGCCAGCAGGACUACAGUGGAGACCUCUGCAAUCUUGUGGUCUCGCAAUGCAGUGCUGACUCAUUUUUACACUGUGACCACAAUGCCAACUGUGUUACCGGGGAGGGUGGGAAACCAAGCUGUGUCUGUAAACCAGGGUUCGAAGGGGAUGGGCACUUCUGUGUCCUCAGGAACCCCUGCCUUGAACCCAACAGAGGCGGCUGUGAUAUAAAUGCCCAGUGUGUGUUUGCCGGCCCAGGCAACACCUCGUGCCUGUGCAAUGAAGGUUGGACUGGUGACGGCUUGGUCUGUGCCGAAAUCAACAACUGUCUCCUUAGCACCCGGGGAGGCUGUCACGCCAAUGCCGACUGCACAGCCACCGCUCCGGGUCAGAAUGAAUGCACGUGCAAGAAAGGCUAUAUGGGAGAUGGUAUCACCUGUGAUUUGAUCGACCCUUGCCGCUCUAAAAACGGAGGCUGCCACCCCUUGGCCAAAUGCACCUUCGAAGGGAACGGAACUCGGGUGUGCAAUUGUACCGAUGGUUUUGCCGGCGACGGCUUUCAGUGCUACGGCGACAUACUCACAGAACUUGCUGGAAGGUUUGACUUCAUUACUUUCUACAACCUCAUCCAGAAAUCCAAUGAGUUCAUUCUUGAGGACAACAUAACGGCACUGGUUCCCAGUGAAUCUGCCUUUAAGAGUUUAAGCAAAAGCAAGAAAGAAUUCUGGUUGGAUUCUUUCCGGCUUCCGUUCCUGCUCAGGGUGCACUGUUUGAAAGGUGUCUUUUCAAGCAAGGAUCUGGAGCAGAGAGUACAUGAGAAAUUACCAACUCUCCAUGAAAAAACCAAGUGGGAAAUACGAAAUGAAACUGGGGAGGUUAUGGUGCAGAAUGCAACUAUCAUCAUCCCGGACAUAAGGGCCUCAAAUGGAUACAUCCACGUGAUCAACAUGAUGUUGCAGCCUCCCCUCUCGGACAUUCCUCCCCCUCCACCCAACCUAAUGGAGUUUCUUAAUGGCAACCCUGCCUUCAGCCUCUUUUCUCGGGCUGUUGUGUUUUACAAUCUGACAGACCAAAUCGAGGCGAAAAAAUACACUAUUCUCAUACCAACAAAUGAGGCUAUCAAAGAGCACUUGGACAAGACAAAUUCUACAGAACUGGACGAAGACACAGUCAAAUACCAUGUCAUCGUUGAUGCCCAGCUUUUCCCGAAGGAUUUGAGGACUGGCCUGCUUAAAACCACUCUGCUUGGCUCAUCCUACCAGAUCAUGUUCCAUACAGGCACUCAGAAUGAGAGUUUUGCCAAUGAUGUCCUCCUCAACGGAAACUUCAGCGAGACCAAGAAUGGAAUCGUCACAGGCGUUAGCAAAAUUUUAGAAAUUCACAAAAACUUCUGUAAUAAGGAGAUUGCCUUAAAAGUAAGGGGCAGGUGUGGUGCCUGUGAUGAAGUUCCCAAGUGCUCCUAUUUAAGUGCCAAACCUCUGGAGCAGAACUUUCCUCCAAACAUGAAGUCCAACUGCAAAUACAGAAAACGAGUAGGAACUAAAAGAAUAUUGGUGCCAGGUUGCGUUAUGGACUGCCUAAGAAAAAUCUUGGACCAUACCUGCUGUCUUGGAUACUUUGGUCAUACGUGCUUGAAAUGCCCAGGAAAGCCGGGCAGCUGGUGCUCCAACAAUGGCAAAUGCCUGGAUGGUUACAAUGGCAGUGGCGAGUGCCAAUGUGACGAGGGAUACAAUGGCACAGCCUGCGAGACCUGCAAGCCGGGAAGAUUCGGCCAUGACUGCAAGUCAGCAUGCAACUGCAACCAUGGGAGAUGUCUGGAUGGCAUUGAUGGUGAUGGGAGCUGUCUGUGCUACAAGGGCUGGAGAGGACCCACAUGCUCUGUGGAAAUCAAGGAUGACUUGUGUGGAGGAAGCUGCCAUGAAUUUGCAAACUGCAUUGCGGGUGCACCAGGAGCAGCUGCUACCUGCUCCUGUAUCGCUGGUUACCAAGGCAACGGAAUCACUUGCAAAGAGGUCAACCCAUGUGAUAGCAACAAUGGUGGCUGUUCCAAGAUGGCAAACUGCACAAAAACAUCCCCAGGGGAAAGGAUCUGCACCUGCAAGGAGGGCUACACAGGUGACGGCCUUGUGUGCCAAGAAAAAAAUCCUUGCUUAAAAUACAAUGGAGGGUGCCAUCCAAAAGCUUUAUGUCUGAAAGUUGGUCCCACCCAAGUGACAUGUGCCUGUGAGUCUGGCUACAGUGGAACUGGGCGGUACUGUUUCCCGGUGAACCCCUGCAGGACAGCCAAUGGGGGUUGCAGCUGGAAUGCUUGGUGCGAAUUCACUGGCCCCGGCAACAGGACCUGCAAGUGUAGGAAAAACUACAUUGGAGAUGGAUUUAUCUGCAAAGGCAAUGUCAACUAUGAAAUCCUUCAUCACGCGGAUGCAGUCUGGUUUAAUCGGAAACUGAGGGGUUCUAAAAUUAAUGAAUUUUCAGGGAAAGGACCUCUCACUGCUUUUAUCCCCCACGUGGAUUACAUCAGAAAUUUUACGGUUGAGUCCUGGGACAAUGCCAGUCGCAUCAAUGACUUGCUAAGGUACCAUGUGGUGGCCUGUGAGCAACUGAUGCUGUCUGACCUCAAGUCUUCAGACAAGAUUAUCACCCUAUCUGGAUAUCCACUGACAUUCACUGUCCGAGAGGGUGUUGUUUACGUCAACAACGAAGCGAAAAUCAUCACCAGCGACUACACCACCUCCAACGGAGUCAUGCAUUUUAUUGACAAGGUUCUUGUUCCUUAUGACCUGAAGAGCAAAAGUGACUUACCACCAGUUUCGCUGAACGUGACAGCUGCAGCAGAGGCGUAUGGGUACCAUGUGUUCAGCAAGCUUCUGCAGGAUGCUGACUUGAUGAGCAUGAUCCAGAAUCCAGUGCAUCACCCAUUCACCAUGCUUUGGCCCAAGGAUGAGGUCUUCAACUCUUUUCCCGAGGAGAGGAAAAAGUGGCUGUAUAGUGCAGAUCAUAAGGAUAAACUUGCUGCUUACAUGAAAGCGCACAUCGUCCGCGACACUAAACUUACUGCAGCAAAUUUGCCCAGUGAUGAGUCUGUGAGGACUAUGUAUGGCUCUACCAUCUCUUUUAGCUGUGACAAAAAAGUCGUGGGAGACAUUCUGGUCGAUGCCGGAAAUGCUAAGAUAGUGGAACGUCACCUAGAGUUUAAUGUAGGAAUCGCUCAUGGUAUUGACCAAGUUCUUGAGCCUCCUGAUCUGGGAGCACGAUGUGAUACUUUCACAGAAAUUAAACUUACGGGUAGGUGUGGAAGCUGUGCAUUUACACCGUCCUGUCCAUAUGGAUUUUCAUACCUCGGUAAUACAAAGCCCUGUAGGUAUAACCGCUACCCCAGUGUUCCCUACUACCGACGACGUUUCUACGACCUCUACAAUUAUAACUUUCCCAAUAUGUAUGGCUGUGAGAAGGAGUGUGGAAAGUCAGACUGGGUGCCCCAGUGCUGCAAAAAUCACUAUGGACAAAACUGCCAAGUGUGCCCAGGGGGUUUGGAGGCUCCCUGCAGCAACCAAGGAACAUGUGACGAUGGAAAGCGUGGUACAGGGAACUGCAUGUGCCACGGUGGAUUCACGGGUACUGCAUGCGAGCUGUGUGCAACCAACCACUACGGCCCAAACUGUACAGCAUGUGCGUGCACAGCCCAUGGAAAGUGUGACGGCGGACUGGAGGGAGAUGGGAGCUGCUUCUGUCAGGAAGGCUGGACCGGGGACCAGUGCCAGCUCAAAUUGGCUGAAAAACCCAUCUGCAGUCCAGAAUGUCAUCCCAAUGCAGUGUGCCAGCCUGGGAAUACUUGUCAGUGUGAAUUAUUGUAUGAAGGGGAUGGCAGAAACUGCACCGCACCGGAUUUAUGCAGUGAAUACAAUGGGGGCUGCCACACCCAUGCAAACUGCACCCAGGUGGGUGUCAACAUCACUUGCACGUGCCUGCCGGGAUACACAGGUGACGGGGUCUCGUGUUCUGCAAUCAAUCGAUGUGUCCAGGAGCCAAACGGCGGCUGUAGUGAUUUUGCUAAAUGCACUUUUACUGGUCCGAAUGAAAGACAGUGUGAGUGCCUCCCAGGGUAUGUGGGAAAUGGAAUACAGUGCCUAGAGAAGGUGGUCCCCCCUGUAGACCGCUGUCUGGAAGACAAUGGGGGGUGUGAUCCGAAGGCAAUCUGCAAGGACUUGCACUUUCACGAGAACACUGCUGGAGUGUACCACCUGAGGUCACCUGCUGGGAAGUACAAGCUAAACUAUACAGAUGCCAUAGCUUCCUGUGAAGCAGAGCAGGCAAAACUGGCCAAUUUAUCCCAGCUGUCUGACGCCCAACAGCUUGGCAUGCAUCUGUGUGUGGCCGGAUGGCUAGAUGGGGGCAAAGUUGGCUACCCCAUCAUAUACCCUUCGGCAAAAUGUGGCGAUAACCACGUGGGCAUUGUAUUGUACAGGAGCCCCGUGCGCACCAACAGCACAUAUGACGCAUACUGCUACCGUGUGAAAGAUGUGUCCUGUGAGUGCGGCCCAGGAUACGUGGGUGAUGGGUACUUCUGCAACGGGGACUUAGCAAGCAUUGUGGCCACAAAUGCUAAUUUCUCUACGUUCUACUCGAUCCUGUUGAACUAUUCCAGUUCUGCAAAGGGAAAAGACCUCAUGGCCAUUCUCUCAACACCUUCAACAUCUGUAACGCUGUUUGUGCCGCAGAAUUCGGGAUUUUAUCCAAAUGAGACAUGGUCAGGGAGGGACAUGGAGUAUCACAUUUCCACCAACAACAACAUUCACUUCUACAACAGUCUGGAACACAACAGUAUCAUCCCUUCCCGACUUGGUUACAACCUGUCCGUAAUGGUGUCUUCUUCACCCUCUGUAUCUAACCCGUCUAAACUGGUGAACAAGCGGUUGAUUGUGGACUGGGACAUCCCAGCCAUCAAUGGAAUCAUCCACGUCAUUGAGGGGCCUUUGAAAGCCCCGCCCCCUCCAGUGCGGCCCCAUGUUAGACCAGACUCCCGGCCAGCAAAUGCCCACUCCCAUAUGACUGCACUCACCUCUGUACUCGUCUUAGUUCUGGUUGCUGCCUUGGUCGCCGGCCUGGUGUUCUACAUUGUCAAACACAAGAAUGACCCUUUCCGCUUUCAUUACUUCAGGGACAAUGAAGAUGAGGACAGCAAACCAGGUGGAGAGUGCAGUCCUACCUUGGUAUCCAUCCCUAACCCCCUAUACAGUGGUCACAGCACUGGCAUGGAACCCUUCGAUGUCAGUGAGAAUCACGAUUUUUAUUAAAGAAUUUUUUCACCUCUGUUUUGCCAUACCAUCUGUUCCCAUCUGCUCUGUCACGGUUCUGUACUUGUUUUGUUCUCUUUUUUCAUUGCAAAUGUUGGCAACAGGAUUUUUAUUGACAUGUACCAAUGCUAAUUCAUAGAUAAAUUACACUGAUUAAUUAAUGCCGAAAUGAAACUAUUUCAUAAUGACAUUAUAUGACUGUUGAUUCGGAAGGGAUUUUUGCACUAGGAGAACAAAAUGUUUUGCUAUCUAAAACUAGAAAACUUUGAACAUAAGUGGAUGGAAGGAAUAAAAAUGAAUAAUGGAUCAAUGCUGCACAUUGACCAUAACUUUAAAAGAACUACAUAGCCUCAUGCCUAUUAAUGAUUUAUAAUGAUCUUGAUUUUAGCUUCACUCAUGCCACUGUUAUCAAACUCAAUGUGAUAUUUCAGAUGAGUAUAAAAUCAGCUACAUCGAUCACUACCACAACAGACGUACAUUACACACUAGAAAUAAAGCAAAAUGCAGGGAAUGAAGAUUAACUAAUUUCCAUCAGGGUGAAAAAAAGCACAGAUUAAUCACUCAGAGAGAGAAUUGGCACAUUGCUGUCAUGUAGGUAAAUAACAGCUUGCAAGAAAUGAUCCAUAACAGCAGGGUUUGAAUAGCUACUGUCUUCAUUAAACGGGUCAAGUGAA
This is a messenger RNA of Scleropages formosus (Asian bonytongue), 8457 nucleotides long. Its product is annotated as stabilin-1-like. Lineage: Eukaryota; Metazoa; Chordata; Actinopteri; Osteoglossiformes; Osteoglossidae. Gene Ontology annotation, biological process: cell adhesion. The record is from RefSeq and is a predicted model, not a curated record. Gene Ontology annotation, molecular function: calcium ion binding; hyaluronic acid binding. The transcript has 68 exons. Bases 137 to 7783 code for a protein of 2548 amino acids.